Molecule: messenger RNA, 1776 nt
Organism: Spinacia oleracea (spinach)
Lineage: Eukaryota; Viridiplantae; Streptophyta; Magnoliopsida; Caryophyllales; Amaranthaceae
Product: MADS-box transcription factor 23-like
Exons: 8
Coding region: 255-965 (236 amino acids)
Biological process (GO): positive regulation of transcription by RNA polymerase II
Cellular component (GO): nucleus
Molecular function (GO): DNA-binding transcription factor activity; RNA polymerase II transcription regulatory region sequence-specific DNA binding; protein dimerization activity
Source: RefSeq, a predicted model, not a curated record
AUGAAAGCUUAAUCUGUCCUCCUAGCUCCUUAAUUACCCCCAUUAUAAUUCUUAGAUCAUCAAACAAAUUAAAGUAAAGUAGAUUAAUUAGUAUCGCGAUUAGAGUAAGUCCGAGCUAGGAAUAGUGGAGUAGAGAUUUGAUGCUAAUGAAUUUGUUCAUCUUAAUUAUAUUAAGUCAUUGUCAUUGAGUUCAAUCUCUUGAAUGUUUACUCUUUGAUUUGUUUGUGUUUAUAUUUUAACAGGAACUGGCAAUAAUGGGAAGGGGGAAGAUCGUGAUUGAAAGGAUCGAUAACUCGACGAGUAGGCAGGUGACUUUCUCAAAGAGGAGAAAAGGGUUGUUGAAGAAAUCUAAAGAGCUUGCUAUUCUUUGUGAUGCUGAAGUUGGAGUUAUCAUAUUUUCCAGCACAUCCAAGCUUUAUGAGUAUUCUAACUCAAGCAUGAAAUCGGUUAUUGAGAGAUAUAACAAAGCAAAGCAAGAGCAACAUCACCUCAACUCAGAAUCUGAAUUAAAGUUUUGGCGACAGGAGGCAGAAAUCACAAGGCAGCAGUUGCAGGAUCUGCAUGAAAGCUACCGGCAACUUAUGGGACAAAAGCUCUCUGGUUUAAACAUUGAAGAACUACAAACCCUAGAGGAGCAACUAGAAAUGAGCCUGCAAGGAGUUCGCAUGAACAAGGAACAGAUCCUUACAAAUGAGAUACAAGAGCUUAAUCACAAGGGGAAUAUCAUUCAGCAGGAAAAUAUGGAACUAUGCGAGAAAGUGAACCUAAUUCGCCAAGAAAACACCGACUUGUAUAAGAAGCUUUAUAGUAUCGGAAGCGUGAAUGGGAUUAGUGGAAAUUCCUUGAUUCAAAAUGGAUUUAGCAGCAGAGAGGAUGCGCAGGAGCUCAUUCAUCUUCGAUUAAGCCAUCCUGAAAAACACAGAAAUCAGGCAAUAGGAGCAACAACAGCAUUGGGCAGACUAUGAUGGUAUUAAGAAGCUAAGCAUGUAUGAAUCAACAAGUUACAAAUAUUCUGUACAAGAGAAGAGACAAGAGUAAUGCAUGGAGGUAGAGACUAGAGAGAUUAUUGAACAUAAUUAAGAAUGGUUUCAGAAUUCAGAAUUCAGAAUUCAGAAUUCAGAAUUCAGAAUGUUGCUGCAUCAACGAUUCAACGUACAAGUAGAUGGAAGCCAACAACUAUUGUAAAAACUUGAUAGUAAUGAACAUAAAUGGGGCAUAUUAUGGAGAGACUUUAUCGAAAAUUUAAUUUGGUUUUGGUUCUUAUUUCUCAACGGAACAUACAAUUUUUGAGAUUGUGCUUUAUGUAGCAAUAAUAAGACAUGCACAUGCUCAAGUAGUAGCACCCCUUACUUGUUUGAAAAGUUCAAACUAAAAUACUAAAGCUUAUUCUGCUGCAUGCCUCUCCAUCUUACAAACUGAUCUAUAGCAUAACUCUACUGAUGAAUUUAAUCUUCUUGUCUUCAUGUCUCUACUGAUCAUGCAUAGUCAUUAUCAUUACCCCAUUGCCUCAAAGAGGCUCCCGCAAGAAACGGGGUAGGGGGGUCGGACGUACGCAACCUUACCCCUGCAAUUGCAGAGAGGUUGUUUCCAAUUGACCCAAAAGCGAUAACGGGACAACAAUGGGACAACCAUCUUCUACCUACCUAAUGGAAAGGAAACGAAGAGGUAUUAAGAGCCAUUUUGAUUUAAUCCAUUACAUCCCACAGCCAAAAGAACAAAUGAAUCUUUGGCUCUAUCGGAAAUGAACAAACUAAUCAUGCAUAGUACCUACCAAAA